GGCUUUGACCUUUAUUCCCGAUUUCAUACGCUUUAAGAAAUAAUACCGAUGAAAGAUGGGGUACGAUUUGAUUGUGGAUGGUUUGCAGACCAAAGUGACUUUGCAUGAAGAUAAAUUAACGUUUGAAUCAAGCGGCAAAACAGAGAUCAGUUACCAGUUAAAUGACGUCAUCGGUUGUGAUGAGGCGGUGAAGGGAUGGUUUAACAAGACUGAGUUUACUCGCGUAUGGCUUAUCGAAAAUGGUGCUUCAAAUGUGCUGUUGAAAAAGUGCAAAAUAAUAUCAGGAGAUCAAAGGAAAGAUUUUCAACAAGAUUUGACUAAAAGGAUAACAAAUGGAACAAAACGUCCCAAGAGAGUUUUGAUUAUGAUAAACCCUAUUGGCGGUAAUGGCACAGCCAGAAAGGAUUUCCGGAAUAUUGUGGAACCAGUUUUUAAACUUGCAGGAAUAUCCAUGGAUAUAAUAUUUUCUGAGCGUGCGGGACAUAUGAUAGACGUGGCAAAAACCUACGACAUUUCUAAAAUUGAUGGAAUUGUACUACUUGGUGGAGACGGGUCGUAUCAUGAGGUGAUCAACGUAUUGUUGAGAAGGAGACAAGAGGAACAAGGCGUGGAUAUUUAUGAUCAAAAUGCAACGCUCUCCCCCUUGAACAUUCCUAUAGCCAUGAUACCAACUGGAACUGGUUGCGGGGUGACGGAAAAUAACACAGGCUGUAAAGAUGUUCUUACGGCUGCUCUCCAUGUCGUUAAAGGGAGAACUGUGUCAUCGCACCUGCUGGCUCUGUACAACAAUGGUAAACUCCUUGGAUUCGGAGGAACAGCAUGUACAUACGGAAUCUUGACAGAUCUUUUAUACUACUCUGACAGGAAGUUUCGCUGGCUCGGGCGAUCGCGUUAUUUUAUUGUUCCCAUGUGGAUGUUCCUUUUCAAAUCUCAAACAAAUCGCGCUUUCACAGCCAAAGUCACCUAUUUUACAUCAGUUACCGAAAGACGCAAUAGUGAGAGCAAUGAGACGGAGAUCUUUGUUGAAGACAAAAAGCUGUCAGGAUAUAGUUCUUAUACUUCUGAUACAGUGAUCUUCGACCGGAAUUUGUGGAAUAUGAUGACCCUAAAUGGCAACGUCAUCUUUGAUGGUCAAGUCGUGUUUGACGUCCCUAAAAUGUUUGUUCCUAAACCCACCAAGUUUUCUACCUUUCAUUUUUAUGGUGGAUUUUCUGCUGGGGUUAUGUUCAGGUUUUUCAAACACGUUGCUAGGAGGUCGCCAAUGGAAGUCUCGAAUAAUGAUUUGGAGGCACUAAAUGUCCGAGGGUUCACGGUUGAAAUGAAAGACAGUUUUGAGAACGAAGAUCCAGAAUUGACGUUGUUGAGGCGGCUGAUACAGUUGGACGGAGAGAUGUAUGAGCUGGAAUCUCCAUCGUUUCAACUAUGGUACAAACUGGACGUUGUACAGAUCUUUUCCAGUUAUCUGUGAAUUACACCACUUUUAGCUUACCUGAGCUGAAAGCUCAGUGAGCUUUUCUAAUCAUCCAUUGUCUGUCCGUUUGUAAACUUUUCACAUUUUCGACUUCUUCUCAAGAACCACUGUGUCAAUUUUAACCAAAGUUGGCAUAAAACAUCUAUGGGUAAAGGGGAUUCUAAAUCGUUCAAAUAUAAAGGGUCAAGCCCGCUUCCAAAGGGAGAUAAUCAAGAAAAGGCAAAAAAGGGUGGUGUCAUUAAAAAUCUUCUUGAAGUUCUUCUCAAGAACCACUGGGCCUGAAAAGCUGAAACUUAAUAUCUGGAACCUUUCUUAGGAAAUUAGAUUCUAAAUUUUUCGAAUCAAGACCUCCGGGGUUAGGGUGGGGCUACAAAAAGGGGAUGCAAGUUUUACAUUAAAGUAUAUAAGAAAAAUCUUUGAAAAUCUUUCCAAGAACCACUGGGCAAGAAAAGGUGACACUUAUGUAGAAUCUAAAUUGUUCAAAUCAUGGGUAGGACCACAAUAAGGGAUGACAGUUUUACUUUGAAAUAUAUUUUUAGAAAGCUUCUUCUCAAGAACCACUGGACUAGAUAACGUGAAACUUAUGUGUAAACUUCGUUAGGAAGUUUAAAUUGUAAAUUGUUCAGAUCAUGCAUAUGACCCCCCAGGGGUAAGGUAGGGCCACAUUUUUACAUUGAAAUAUAAGAACAAUCCGUAAAAAUCUUCCUCUCUAGAACCACUGAACUAGAUAAAGUGAAACUUAUGUGGAAGCUUCCUGAUUGUAUAUUCUAAAUUGUUGAAAUCAUAGACCCUUGGGGUAGAAUGGGGUCACAAUAAAGGAUCCAAGUUUUGCAUUGAAAUAUGAUUGAGAAAAAGCUUUGAAAAUCUAAAUUCUUCCCAAGAACCACUGGAUUGGAAAAGCUGAAACUUAUAUGAUGGCUUUCUGAGUAAGUGUGGAUUCUAAAUUUUUUAAAUCAUGAUUUUCAUGGAUAUAGGGUGGGGCCACAAUAAAGGAUCAAAGUUUUACAUUGGAAUAUAUAAGAAAAAUAUGAAGAAGAAGAGCAAGGUUCCGAUUAUGUAUAUGGAAGCAUUGUUGGUUGGUGUAGAUUCAAAUAUUUGAAAUCAUGACCCCAAUGGUACGGUGGGGCCACAAUAUGUGAUCAAAGUUUUGCAUAGGAAUAAACAGGAGGGCCAUAGUGACUCAGGUGAGCGUUGUGACCCAUGGGCCUCUUGUUUUAUAAUUGGUGUAUGCCUUCAUCGUACUUUCAAAAUUGUGAACAUACCAAGGACUUUCUGUAUACAUUGUUUAUUUGUCCAUAUUCUUUUUGAAGAACUAGUUGUGACACGCCAAAUCAGCAGAAAUGAGCUUUACAUUUACAUUUGAUAAACUAAGGUUAUCAUUUGUAAACUAGUUUAUGCAGCGUAAGCUUCAUGUCUAUAAUAAACAUCUCCAAACCAUAGUUUACACCCCGAUCUGUGUCUCACACGUGUGAAGUAUACUUAUAUGUAUCUGUGAAAACACUGUUAUUUCAUACAGUUUCAUAACUUUAAACUUCAGUUUACAGCUUUGUAAAGCGCUACCCCCCCCCCCCCC
Saccostrea echinata is the source of this 3044-nucleotide messenger RNA. RefSeq lists its product as uncharacterized. The transcript is spliced from 12 exons. The record is from RefSeq and is a predicted model, not a curated record. NCBI's taxonomy places the organism in Eukaryota, Metazoa, Mollusca, Bivalvia, Ostreida, Ostreidae. Bases 56 to 1468 code for a protein of 470 amino acids. Gene Ontology annotation, molecular function: kinase activity.